This is a messenger RNA of Kockovaella imperatae, 1211 nucleotides long. RefSeq lists its product as hypothetical. NCBI's taxonomy places the organism in Eukaryota, Fungi, Basidiomycota, Tremellomycetes, Tremellales, Cuniculitremaceae. The transcript has 2 exons. The record is from RefSeq and is a predicted model, not a curated record. The coding region runs from base 263 to 1096 and encodes 277 amino acids.
CUAUACCUCUCCCACUGAUGAUCACAUGCCAGUUCUGUUGCCUGGAGUGAGACUGACACAGGAGAGUGGCACGCAUGAUGGCUCAGUUCAGCGAUGCUUUAUUAUGGGAGCUUCAUCGUCUGCUUCUUGUCUUGCUCCCACAUCUCUACCUCUCACACCUCUACAUCUAUCUACAUCUAUCCAUCAAGUCGACUACCAUCGCUAGCAAAGCCACUUGACGACCUCAUCCGACCUAUUCACUGCACGGACCUCCAUCUUGAUCAUGUCGGCCUGUUCUUCCCCCGACCUCGAGAUCGUUACCCCCGCUCUCACUGUCGAAGGGGACUUUUACUGCAAUGAGGACGACGUAUAUGAGCUUGGGUAUGAGUAUGAGUCUGACUCGGAAUCUGAGUCUGAGUCCGAAUCGCAUGCUGGAGUAGGAUUCGACUUAUUCAGGUUUCCCAGCAUUGGAUUCAUGCCGUCCAUUGGACAAGUGCUUGACUCGAUCGAAUGUCCCACUGUGGAGAAGACCACUGCGGUCGACACACAUAGUUUUGAUGAUGUCACGACUCACGACGACGACGACGACAAUGACGAGGAUGGGGAUCCCUCCUAUCUCGAAGAGAACGCCCGUGACUUCAUUGGACCCAGGACCCUCGCUUUCCAAGCCGUCGACGAAUCCUGGGAGCAUUUUAUCGGUCCCCACUCGAAAAUGUAUCUCGAGUGGAUCGCAUACAAUGAGGCAGUCGACGCAGCAGAGAAAGAAUACGUCUUUACUCGAGUCAUGGAGGGGUCCGAAUGGACAUACAAUGAGUCCGACGCUGACUUUAUUGGUCCCAAGACGCAAGAGCAUCAUGCGUUGGACGAAGCCUCGACUGGAUUCAUCGGCCCAGUCUCGUUUGGAGGAACGCUUUUGAAACUCCUGGAGCCUUUCAUCGAGGCUGCGUUGGCAGCGGAUGAGGAGGAGGAGAAGGAGGGGGAUACGUCCUUCAGGCAGGAGGGUGCAAAGUACGUGGACGCGGAGGACCAAGCUGAAAUGGAGCAUGUCGAGCUUAUCGGAGCGGAGUCAGACCUCGAAGGCGAGGGAAGCGGAUGGGUCGGUUGCGUGAUUGCUUGAGGACCUGACGCCAUCUUUGUAUCGUCAUGACCAGGGAACGGGAGGGAGGGGUUUAUGGAUGUGUUUUUAAUUUGUACAAUUGUCUCCUAUAGCUUUGUCCUGUAGCCUGAUGCGG